UCUUUGGGCCUGUCCGGCUUCGCUUCUGCCGGCGUUUGCAGUGUAAACUUUUUGCACAUCGUUGCUGCCAUGGACUGGGCAUCCAGCCGUGCCAAGACUAGCAGGUAUGACACGGAGGCCGAGCGAAGGCCGGUGAAGCCGCAUCUGGCGCCGCAAAAGGCGUCAGAGCAUAGUACGGGCUUCACAUCGCAAGUGACCGGGAUGAUGGCUGACAGCAUCGUGGACAAGGCCAUCAAAGACCGAACUGCCCAGCUUCAAAACGAGGGUUGGAAUGGCGGCUACAACAAUGGAUACAAGGCUGAUGCGAACGGAGAGAUCCAGGCAAAAGAUGAUGAGGAGCGGGACGGCCACGGUGCAGACGUGGACGACGACCUCGAAGCGCUGCGAGCACGGCGGCGGAAGCAAAUGAAGGAGAUGCAGGAGAAGAAGCAGAAGAAUGCAGCUCUAGGUCAUGGUUCCUACGAUGAAAUCGCCGAAGAGGAGUUCCUGAAGGUCGUCACAUCUUCGCAGCUGUGCGUGGUGCAUUUCUAUCAUAGACAUUUCGAGAAAUGCAAGAUCAUGGACAUGCACCUCAGCAAAUGUGCGAAGAAGUUUUUUGGCACAAGAUUUGUCAAGCUGAACGCGGAGAAGGCGCCCUUCUUUGUCGAAAAGCUGGCAGUCCGGACACUCCCUUGUGUCAUUGUCUUCAAUGAUGGCGUUGCCAAAGGGCGGCAAGUGGGCUUUGAAGGACUGGGUGGAGAUGAAUUUGCCACCGGGCAGCUGGCCUGGAAGUUGAAGGAAUGGGAAGGCAUUGAGGAGGAUUUUGAUCCUGAUGAUGAUUUCUGAUCGCUGCGAACGACCAGCGGCAGUUUCACAGAUUUUGGGGAAGCAACUGCUCUUCUGAGUGCAAGGUACACUUCAGUGAGUGGUUGUGAAUCAAGUUGCAUGUGCAGGAAGAACAA
This is a messenger RNA of Durusdinium trenchii, 941 nucleotides long. The record is from the annotation of a GenBank genome assembly. Lineage: Eukaryota; Dinophyceae; Suessiales; Symbiodiniaceae.